CGAGCUGCGCCGCGUACAGGCUACCGCUGCCGUAGCACUCCCUGCUUGUCUGUUCUGCGUCAGCACUCCGCAAAGCAAGAGCUCGCCAUUCAGGUACCCGAAGGCGGCGACAUCGUCUCGUAAUCUCUACCCGCGCCUCCAGUCCGCGCCACCAGCACUUGAUACCGAUGCAGACAAGGGACGAAAGCCAAGGAUCCACUUGUCAUCACGCAAAAUAAGCAUCGACAAAGCGGAAAGCGAGAAGGGAAGGGCAGAAAAGGAGUUUCAACGUCAUCGGCGCCGGCAUAUCGACGUCUAGGCACAAAAGGAUAACUGACAGGCGAGAAUGUUAAAUGGAUCCAUAAAGUCUUGCGUGAGCCAAGAAGGGGAAUUGGCACCAGAGGAUCCCAAUUCCAACGGGGCCGCUAACAGAGAUGGUCGUGGGGAUGACAAUUUAGACCCUCUUUUUCUUCCUUCCUUUUCCUUUUCUUUGUUUCUAUGCAUUGUGUAUCUCUUUUUCCCUAAUUCUGCUCCCUUGCCCUAACGUUUUUUCGUUCAACAAAUUUAGUUUCGUCCCUUCAGCCCUCAUCCUUCGCAGCCUCAGCUCUGACCCCAAAGGGCUUUAGCUUUGCGGGCCGUUGAACCCGGCCAGUGCUUUUGGCGCAGACGCACGUCCUCUUACACAGCCUACUAUAACGGUCUGAGGCUUAUCGGCUGUGUCUUGAUUGGGCCAGGCAGGAAGAAAAAGAAAUGUUCAAAAGCCACAGCUGCUCUCCCCCUGAAGCGCUGCAUCGGCGUGAAAAAAAGUUUGUGGCUAAUACGUAAAAAGUGCUGAUAGCAAGUGUUACUAAGUUACCCCUACUGCUGCUCUAA
Trichoderma asperellum CBS 433.97 is the source of this 852-nucleotide messenger RNA. The record is from RefSeq and is a predicted model, not a curated record. NCBI's taxonomy places the organism in Eukaryota, Fungi, Ascomycota, Sordariomycetes, Hypocreales, Hypocreaceae.